Molecule: messenger RNA, 573 nt
Organism: Symbiodinium sp. CCMP2592
Lineage: Eukaryota; Dinophyceae; Suessiales; Symbiodiniaceae
Source: the annotation of a GenBank genome assembly
AUGGCAGGUGGUGUCUCCCUCUCGCCGGGCCUUCGACAAGCAGCGAUGGCUGAAGUGGUGGGAGGAAGCUCGCCGGCCGGAGGGGGAGUGCUGGCAGGCAAUCCUGCCGCAGCGCUGGGAAGGGCGGCCACGGAUGAUGCCACAGAUUCGUUCCAGUCUGUGCCGCGCUCCAGCUUUGCCAUUUGCCCUCCCGAUCUGCCAGAGGACGCGUCGAGCGUGACAGGUCAAGCAUCGCUUUAUCUUGGCCAAGGAGGGCGUGAUGGUGCACGGCCGGUCGAGUUGCAGCUGUCUUCCGCGCCCGAAGGUCCUGAGGAGAUGGUCCACCAUCUCGCGCGCUUGGCACAGGGCCGCGAGACUGAUGCCCUCGGGGUCCUGGAGGAUUUGCUCUUGGACAAGGCGGCGGGCUUCGACUCUGAGGACGAGAUGAGGACCUCUCCGAGGACGGCUGUUGAAACUUGCACUUCCAGCCCUGUGCGCGGCAGUUACGUGGCGUCUCCACAACGCACAAGUGCAGCUUCGCGCCAGGUGGCGCUGUCUCCAAAGAAAGGGCAAGCUUCGUCUUCAGGAGCUUGA